UGUGAGUUAUUAUGCUUUGUAAAACGAAGCAAGUUAACCGACGAACGUAUAAAUAAGUUUGUGCUUAGGGUUUUUGUAUCCGCCGCUCCCGACUCAGUCCUAUCGUCUCGCAGAACCGAAAAUGCCUUCGCACUAGACAUUUAUGAUAAAGAAGAAGCUGGCGAAGAAGCAGAGGCAGAACAGGCCUAUUCCUUACUGGAUCCGCAUGCGCACUGACAACACCAUCCGUUACAACGCCAAGCGCAGGCACUGGCGCCGCACCAAGCUCGGAUUCUAAGGAUUCAUCUCUUUUUCCCCCAUUAUCUCUGGGCCAUGAGCUGCGGAGUUCUGUUAGGCUUUUUCUCUUUAGAUUUAAUUUUCAGAAUUUGGAGUUGUCAUAACUAUGAUUCCUGUGCGAAGGUGUGCACAAAGUUUUACUGUGAUGUUUGCUACUUAAUUAUAAGCUGAAAUCAAAUUUAGUUUACCUCAUUUUUCUUGUGGUUCCA
Messenger RNA from Nicotiana tabacum (common tobacco), 485 nucleotides. The record is from RefSeq and is a predicted model, not a curated record. Lineage: Eukaryota; Viridiplantae; Streptophyta; Magnoliopsida; Solanales; Solanaceae.